Molecule: messenger RNA, 2965 nt
Organism: Sphaeroforma arctica JP610
Lineage: Eukaryota; Ichthyosporea; Ichthyophonida
Exons: 11
Coding region: 316-2706 (796 amino acids)
Source: RefSeq, a predicted model, not a curated record
GCACCUGUGUCAAUAGUCAACGUAUAUUAGACGUGGAUACGUAGAUACAGACAUAUAUACAUACAUUCAUACAUUCAUACAUAUAAAUAUAUAUAUAUAUAUAUGUAUAGUGAAUGUAUAGUGAAUAUAUAGAUACAUACAUAUCUGUAUAUAUAUAUAUAAUAUAAUAUAAUAUUAGACGUGAAUAUAUAUCCACACACACACAUAUAUAUAUAUAUAUAUAUAUAUAUAUAUAUAUAAUUAUACGAUAUACGACUACGAAAAUAAGUGUAUAGCUUAUUAAGUAAUACACCUGCAAUCUGGGUAUCUUAUACAAUGCACGCGAAGUCAUCGAAACCGGGGCUCAUUGCCUUGCUUGCACUUGUGCAUAUAGCAGAUGGCUUAUACACUGCAAUAUACGAAUACCCACUUACGUGUGCCACUGGAUCCCACAAUGUAACAGCACUGUCCCACAUGGAAACGCGGGGUGCGUAUGCUCAGUAUUACCCUAGUUACUCUGUAGCGGGCAAUUGUGUUAAUAGUGCGCUCCCGAACCUGGCCCAUAUACACUACGACCGUGUAGAGAACGGCGUUGAUAUGCAAACGAUUGGAAAUAUCAAAGGGGCAGUCGAUCCGACCGGUUUUCAUUAUAGCGCGCCCGAUUUGUACGAUUACUUUUUCGUACGCUGGUCAUAUAGAAUGGUAUUCCCGUGCUCAGGAUGGUACCAGAUGUGGACGAACUCUGACGACGGAAUAAGGGUGUAUAUGAAUAAUGUAUUGGUUGCCAAUGACUAUUCGUGUCAUGCUGCUCAAUUAAAGGCGUUUAAAAGUGGGAGUUUUUGGAUGGAUGCUGGAACUGUACGGGCCUUUGAGGUGAAUUUCUUUGAGAAGGGCGGCGAUGCUGUAGCACGACUGGAAUGGCGAUACUCAGCUACAAACUCCUUCUUAGGCAGCACAACGAUCGUUCCCUAUCAGUAUAUGGUCCCAAGCAUGACUGCAGAGGUGCUGGUUACCACACACAAUACAAUUACCGUGAGUGGCAAACCCGAAAUUGAAUAUUUCGAGGCUCGCCUUUCAGAAAAGCCAACUGAAACCGUAUACGUCGAUAUCUUCAACCUGGCCGGAGGGGACAUCUUUGGCGUUGAUAAGUGCGUUCUGGUAUUCACGCCUGAGAAUUGGGAGACUCCGCAGAGAGUACACGUUGCACCGAUUCUGGAUUCCGUAUCCAACCGGAAGGUAGAAGGGACUAUGUGGAUCACACUGGAGCCCAGAGACAAUGACCAAUUUGCUCCCGGGGGUGUGGCAGUGAUUGACCCAGCCACAGCCCCUACCGCCGGUGGUUUAGAACCAGGCAGAGUGCAGUGUAAAGGGUGGGGAGAUCCCCAUUACACCAUGUUCGAUGGAAGCAGAUUCAAUCUGUACGCCCAGGGUAUGUUCACACUGUUUCGUAACUACGAUGGAGACCUGGGUGUGCAAACAUAUCUGCAGCCGUGCGAUGACAUCGGUGCACAAGUCAGUUGUACGUUCAUUGGGUACAUGACCUACAAAGGCACCAAGGUGCAAUUCAGUAUGAACCAGGGCACUUCCUUCGAUGAUAUUUGGGAUCCUACGGUGCAAGUUGAUAUCCUGGCAGACGGUGGGACAGCCGUGGGCUUUACCCAGGAAUCUGCGAACAAAGUGGUCUUCAGUCUGCCUAAUGGUAUUAAAGUAACGUGCACCACCGGCUUCUACCGUACGCAGCGAACAGAUGGCAACCACUGGAGGUACCUUAAUUACUAUGUCGAGGCACCUGCAUCUCAGCAAGACAGACUGCUGGGUCUGUGUGGCUACUUCAACGGCGAUGGGUCAGACGAAAAUACCGAUGCGAGUUGGCUGGCCACGGAGUGGAUUGUUCCCUCGUCGGAAUGGAUCAUCAACGGUGGCAUGAAUCCAAUGGUCGGUCCUUCCCCGUCGCCUCAAGUAGUUGGUACUGGAGAAGUGGACUCCUCCGAUUACGUAUCGCCUAAUGAUGGGACUACCAUUGAUAACUUUGUCUUCGAGCCUGCCUGCAAUCCAAAUGUGGAUCCCCGCUCGCCCCUACCAACGCCUGUUCCUGGGACACCCCCAGUCGUACUUAUACCACCAGCACUUAACGAGUCGUAUGUACCGAUUGUCGACCCUCCGCUUGACCCUGCUAUCCAAGAACUGUGCGAAGCGAUGAUCAACUCGGAAAUCUGUCCGAAGAUGAGUACCCAGGAUAUCACCGGCUUCGUGGAAGGCUGCACAAUUGACACUCAGCUUGCAUUGCUGGAUACUCCACCUCCUGAGGCUGCCGAACCCUUCUUUGAGGCUUGUACCUUCGACACGGCGAAUGUUAACGAAUGUAACACAUGUACCGCUCUACAAACAUGUGACGAAACCGGUUCAUGUGUGACUGUAGGAAGCAACUGCGGGUCUGGCUGUGGCACACCCGAACAGGGCACUUGUGACGAGAAUAAUGCCGUGUGUGUGUGUACCGAAAACUACAGUGGAGACCACUGUGGUAUCCCCGAUGAUCCCUGUACAGCAUCGCCGUGUGAAAAUGGAGGCGUGUGUACAGCUGAAGGUCUGCAGCCCAUGUGCUCGUGCCCGGAGAACUUCACGGGAGUGCGGUGCCAGUUGUACCCUGUAUGUUCGAACAGGCUGCAGGAGACUGGCACUACCAGGCUGAUUCAGUUGGAAGUGUACACCAAAUGCGUGCCUCCUUAGGCCGGGCAUUGUGGGCAACAAUGCAUACCUGCAUAAAUUUAGACUGCCAUCUGAGCUCAAUAAUUAGUAAUCAUCAGGUAGCCAAAUAUGGCACCAAGUUAUGAAAUUAUAGACUCUACGAUGAAAUAGGACCGAUCUUUUAUUCUCAAGCAUUGUACUUAAUGAGACAGCUAAAGAUCUGGCUCCACGAUUCUAAGUUACUUCUACUGAAGUCGAUCUAUCUAGUGUAUGUAACUAUUAAACGUAUUGAUGAAUGAAA